Messenger RNA from Arabidopsis thaliana (thale cress), 912 nucleotides. RefSeq names its product translocase inner membrane subunit 17-3 (gene TIM17-3). NCBI's taxonomy places the organism in Eukaryota, Viridiplantae, Streptophyta, Magnoliopsida, Brassicales, Brassicaceae. Gene Ontology annotation, cellular component: mitochondrial inner membrane. Bases 325 to 726 code for a protein of 133 amino acids. The record is from RefSeq and is marked reviewed. The transcript has 2 exons.
CAUUCUAGCUUUAUUUUCCAGAGAAAGUGGCUUUCCAGCCAUUUAUUAAAAAAAACAAAGACCAGGGUGUUUUUUUUCUGACAAAACAAAUUGUAACACUCACUAGGCAUAGCAUUCUAGUUAGUUCUGCAGAAAUUUAUAGCGACACUGGUCCAAAUUAGGAGGAGCGAGAGCGAAGGUACGAGUGAGGAUUUACAAUUGUCGAUCGUUUUCACCUAGAAACCCUAAUUUCGGGGGCUCGCACGCCCUCUCUGAUUAGAAGCGACUUCAUUAUCGGUCACUAGAAUCUGCUGCUUCUUUUCUGAAACUAGCAUUGUCAGGAACAUGGACACUAAGAAGAAAUCUAAGGAACAUGGCCUAUACCGUAUAGUCAAUGCUAUCGGUUAUGCAUUUGGAGCGGGAGCUGUUGGAGGUUCUGUAUAUCAUUUCGUGAGAGGGGCAUACAAUUCCCCAAUAGGUGCUCGAUAUGUUGGAGGAACACAAGCGGCUAGCAUGAAUGCUCCUCGCUUGGGAGGCACUUUUGCUGUAUUUGGAGGAUUGCUCUCAACAUUUGACUAUGCAUUGGUGCGCAUCAGGAAGAAGGAAGAUCCAUGGAACUCCAUCGUAGCGGGUGCUGCUACAGGUGGAGUUCUGUCUAUCCGAAAAGGGGUUGUUGCAGCUUCAACAUCAGCGGUUAUGUUUGGUUUUUUUUUGGCUGUACUCAACCCUCCGUUCGGGAGCAAGUAAGCUUUUUGGGUUGUCUUUGAUGAGAAUGUCAUUUAGACUUUCAUGAUAAUUGCCUUUUCGUUAUCAAUUCUUCAAAAUUACUGUUUCAUGGAAAGUUUAACAGAUUUCGUGGUUGAGAAUUUCUGAUCAUUUUUGUAUAAACGUCAUCAAGAACUAAUUAUUGCUAUUCAAGUGUUCCUUUUUGAA